AAUAUUAUUUAGAUCCUAUAAAUGGUAGUGUUUUUAGAAUUUUUACCCCAUUUGUCAUCACAUCUAUAAUUUUAUUAUUUAAUUUAAAUUAAUUUGUCAUCACAACCAUUGUAUUCUUUUAUUUUGGAAAAGUAUCACAUUCAUUUGUCACCAAAUCUCUUUUCUGGAGUUGCUUUAAAUAUCUUCACUAAUAUAAAAAUAUAUCUAAGAUAAAAAUGUUAGCUUAAAGUAUACUAGAAAGAUAUUAAUAGAAGAUCUAAUGAUAUCUCCCCCCAUUUAAACAAAGAAACUCCUAUAAAUUUGAUGAUUUAGAAAAUUCAUAGCAACAAAGAAGAACACUAAUGCUAAAAGUGCAACUGAAUAAAAUUAAGACAGAAGAUGGAUUCAUUGACAGAUGAUAUCUGCGCAUUGGUACUUGCAAGAUUACCGAUUAAGAUCUUCACAGGUUUCAAACUUGUUUGCAAGCAGUGGAAAUCAAUCGUAGAGUCUCCGUUUUUCCGUAAGCUUUUCAUGUCCAUGCACCAAAACUCAGCCUCUUCUUCAUGGUCCAUCAUGUCCACCGAUCACGUAGACCCAGAGAUGGUGGGUUACUACAACCAAUGCGACACUUGGGGACUUAAACGACCACUGGGCUCUUUCAUCAAGUCUUUCUUAAACCACAAGAACCGGAACCACAAAUACAUACGAGUAAGUGCCGUGGCUUACUCCGAUGUUGGGUGGAUCUUGAUCUAUGCAAUGUCAAAAACCAAUGAGAAGUCAUCCCUCUAUGUGGCUAACCCGGUUUCACAUGAAUGCGUAGAAAUAUUUAUUGAUUUUCUUCCUAAAGGGUUUGAAAGAAUUCGAUUUUGUUUGUGGCAAUGGGGAAUAGCCACACGAGUUGAGAACGGCAUCCUUUUGGGUUACACAGUUGUUGUCGUUAAUCAAAGGUUGAGUAACACUAAGUUAAGUUGUCUGAUAUAUUCAUCUGAGACAGGCCUGUGGAGUCUGGAUACUUCCUUUUCCAACUAUUAUUACUGUCAAAAUUCGAUUAGCUUGAACGGUAACCUUCACUGGCUCGCCCAAAACAAUGACUAUCAAGAAGUUGUAUUAUCCAUGGAUUUCUAUACUAAUAGCACCGGUUCUGAUCGAUGCCGUGUUUCGCCUUUUCCUGAUUUAGGGAGAACUACCAAAUUCAAAAGAUCUUGUACACCUUGUCAUGGGUUUCUCAUGUAUAUGAACAUAGUCUGUGCAACCAAAGUGGAUGGAAGCCUAGAAGAGAAGUUGUGUGUAUGGAGGCUUCAGAGCGAGGGAUGGCAACUAAUAUCUGAAAUCUCCCCAGGUCCUAUCUUGACCAGUUUCAACUAUUCUUCGAUGACGAUAAACCCCUUCGAUGCGAAAACAGCCUAUUUUUGGAGCAUGGAACAAAAAAGCUUGCUAUAUAUUAACUUACACAACGGUAAGUCUGUGUUCUAUAAUCAGUUCGAACUUACAAGCGACGGUCGCACUAUGAUUCCCGCUCACGACCCGAGAGCUGUUAUUUCUCUCAAAAAUGCAUACACCGAACAAGUAGACCUUAUCCCGUUUGUUCUCCCACAAUGGCUGUAUCGAAUCCCGAACACGGUGAGAAGAGUUUAGACUUGGUAUUUGCGAGUUUCUUUUGUUUUCUUGUUUUGGCUGAUUAUUGUUAUUUCUCAAGAUGAAUACAUUGUAGGAAGACUUUUAAUUUGCUUUUUUUUUGUGUCCAAAUGCUUACUUUGUUCUGUAAAUUUGAUUGCUAUUGUCCCAGACAAAACGCAAUCAGAUUCCC
This is a messenger RNA of Brassica napus (rape), 1786 nucleotides long. Its product is annotated as F-box protein At3g28330-like. The coding region runs from base 379 to 1614 and encodes 411 amino acids. NCBI's taxonomy places the organism in Eukaryota, Viridiplantae, Streptophyta, Magnoliopsida, Brassicales, Brassicaceae. Gene Ontology annotation, molecular function: protein binding. The record is from RefSeq and is a predicted model, not a curated record. The transcript has a single exon.